Messenger RNA from Geodia barretti, 258 nucleotides. The record is from the annotation of a GenBank genome assembly. NCBI's taxonomy places the organism in Eukaryota, Metazoa, Porifera, Demospongiae, Tetractinellida, Geodiidae.
UGUGUGAGUAUCCCUCAUUUGACAGUAUCCUCAUCUCAUACAGUGGGUUGUUCUCCAUGUUGUAGUCUGGCUCCAGUCUAUCACCAGCUGAGCCUCGAACAUGGACACCAUAAGCAGAGUUCUCCACCACAUCACACUUCUCCUGCUGUCUGUUUUUAUAAUAUAAUCAACACUUCAACAAUGAGGCAACUUACGUGUCCUUUUAAGCAAAACAAUGAGUACAACAGAUAUUGUGAUGACAAGAAGUGUCCCAGCAGC